GUUUAGGUUACAAACAGAUUCUUUAAACGAUUAAAAUUAUUCACCGUGUUUAUGAACUAAACAGUCCGGUUUAAACGUGUUUCAGAGAGUUUAAAUCGUAGUCUCCAGCCUUUAUUGUAAUGUGACUGCGGUGUCGUGAGAGCACAAUAAAGGAUGGACAGAGACUUGUUGAGACAGAGUCUGGUCUAUCACGGAGAGUCGCUGUUUAACAAACUGAAAUGUGAACAAACCGAGAACCCAGACUUCCAAGACGUGGUGUCAGACCUGUCUAAAGCCACGUAUGAAAGCCGGGACGAUGAGCAGGACAAUUCAGUGGUUCAACAGUUCAUCGCCAGGAAGGCCGACAUCUUGUUCCAUUUAUCAUGGAAAACUGCCGAUCCUCAAGAACAGGAGCACGAGGAGGAGGAGGAUGGAGAGCCUUACGCUAUCAUGCCGCCUGUGGAGGUUUUCAUGGAGCUGCCUUAUGAGGAGAGAAGAUCCAUGAUUUACAGGGACUUGGAGAAAGGAGACAUUGUGGUGGGAAGGGUCAAUAACAUUCGAGAGUAUGGCUUUUUUCUCACUCUGCUUUGCAUGGCAGGAGGCCUGAAGAGAGACAUAGAGGACCUUGAGUUGUCGGCUUUAUGUCACAUCCGAGAAAUUCCCUCUUCCAGCAGCCAUGAUGAUCCCCUUUCCUACUAUCAGGUUGGGGACUUGAUCAGAGCGGGAGUGAAAGACAUUGACCGGUACCAGGAAAAGAUCACAGUGUCCCUCCAUCAGGCCUGUCUGUCUCCCAGCUUAGAGCAUAUAAAACUGGGUGUCAUUACCCGAGAAGAGCUGCCCAUACACUACAGUCGCAGUGUUAUUGCAGCUUCUGACUCCCGUGAGACGUAUGGGUGCAUACUGAGAAGGUGCCAUGGUUAUGAAAACCCCUCUGUAGUAGAAUUCCUCCUGGAGAAGGUGGGAAUCAGUGACACGCAUCCGCCGUCAAUGAUGCGAGGACUACAGUGUAAACGUUUUCAGGAAGAUGAUUUUGCUUCUGCAAUCAGGAAGAAGCAGUCGGCAUCUUGGGCCUUAAAGUGUGUCCGUGCAGGUGUGGACCACUUCAAACAUGGCCGUCAUGUGGAGGCCAUGAACGAAUACAACAAAGCCCUGGACAUUGAUACUAACAAUGUGGAGGCGCUGGUGGCACGAGGAGCCCUUUAUGCCAACAAAGGCAGCAUCAUGAAGGCUAUAUCAGACUUUGAACUGGCUCUGGAAAAUUGUCCAGAUCACCGAAACGCCAAGAAGUACCUCUGCCAGACUCUGGUGGAGCAAGGAAAACAGCUUGAAGAACAGGAUAAACUGGUGACAGCUGAGGGAUUGUACCAGCGAGCUCUGUCUCUUGAUGACUCAAACCCUGAAGCGAAAGAGGCCAUGCACAACAUCACUGAAACUAUACAGAAAUCGAUUCGCUUGAGAGAAGAAGCUCUUGCUAAGGAGCAGGUCAAAGAUAAAAGCAGCCAGACCAGUGCUGAGAAAUUACGUAAGCUCUUAAAAGAGGAGAAAAGAAUGAAGAAGAAACGCAAGCGAUCGACCUCUUCAUCCUCCUCCAAGAGCUCCUCUUCUUCGUCGUCGUCCUCGUCUCGUAAGAAGAAGAAAAGGAGAAGGCGCAGGAAGUCUGAGCGUGGAAGUAAGCACCAUCGUAGGAGAAGUGAGGAGGGUAAGAGCAGGAAAACCACAAGGGAGAAAGAGGAAGAUGAAGUGGAGUGGUUUCCUGCACCUCCCAACACCUCUGCCACUUUUCUCAACCUGAAAGGUGGUCCUAUGUUUGCAGGGGGAGGGGAAGACGGGGCAGUGGGGAGGGACGGGGAAGACAGAAGGAUAAAUCAGCUGUAUUCUUUAUCAGCAGCUUCAGAUGAGGAGUCCAACUGUUCUCACAGAGAAAGAAAGGAAAGGGACGGAGCCGAGAGCUGGACGAGGACGAGAAUAAACAGCCAGAGCAGAAGCCCUCAGAGGGAGGAGAAGAGAGGCAGGAGUAGAGAAAGAAGGGAUGAGAGCAGGGAAAAGAGCAAAGACAGAAAAUGCAGGAGAGACAGUGACUGCAGGAGGAGGAGCAGCUUAGAGGAGAAUAAAACACGGAAAUUAUCCAGCUCAUCAGCGGAGUUGGAAUCCUCCCGGAGAUCUAGUUUCCAGUUUGAAUAUUCAGGAAUCUCUGGUUCUACUUCCAGACACCCUGAGAACAGAAUGAGACGCGAUUCAUCCACAAGAAGCUCCUUCGAUUCCGGUAGGUACGAGAACAAAGACAGGCAGGACGUCGACGAGGCAGAGAGAGAGAAGGAAAGCAAAAGAAGUGAGGAGGAGAGCAGGACGUCUGAUCAAGGACAAAAUAAAACGUCGGACAGUGCUGGAAGUCAUAACGGGCAGAGCGAUGGUGCGUCCAAGAAAAAUGUCCCUGCUAACCUGUUGGACAUUUUUAACCAGAUCGCACAGUUUGAGAAAGAAAAAGGACUCAAACCAAAAAUAUAACACC
This is a messenger RNA of Nematolebias whitei (Rio pearlfish), 2488 nucleotides long. RefSeq names its product tetratricopeptide repeat domain 14 (gene ttc14). Lineage: Eukaryota; Metazoa; Chordata; Actinopteri; Cyprinodontiformes; Rivulidae. Bases 154 to 2484 code for a protein of 776 amino acids. Gene Ontology annotation, molecular function: nucleic acid binding; protein binding. The record is from RefSeq and is a predicted model, not a curated record. The transcript is spliced from 12 exons.